Molecule: messenger RNA, 2565 nt
Organism: Fonsecaea nubica
Lineage: Eukaryota; Fungi; Ascomycota; Eurotiomycetes; Chaetothyriales; Herpotrichiellaceae
Exons: 2
Coding region: 1-2565 (854 amino acids)
Biological process (GO): mitochondrial translation; leucyl-tRNA aminoacylation
Cellular component (GO): mitochondrion
Molecular function (GO): aminoacyl-tRNA deacylase activity; ATP binding; leucine-tRNA ligase activity
Source: RefSeq, a predicted model, not a curated record
AUGGGUCAUCUUCGAGUCUAUACCAUCUCCGACGUGAUCGCCCGCUAUCGAAGAAUGCGAGGUUAUGAUGUGCUUCACCCAACUGGCUGGGACGCAUUUGGACUCCCAGCAGAGAAUGCCGCAAUCGAGCGCGGUCUUGAUCCUGCUGUUUGGACCGAUGAUAACAUUGCAAAGAUGAAACAACAGCUCAAGAGCAUGAACACAAGUUUUGACUGGGAUGCCGAAAUAUCAACAUGUUCGCCGUCGUUCUACAAGCACACUCAAGACAUUUUCCUCAGGUUAUAUCAUCGUGGUCUGGCAUAUCAAGCGGAAGCGCUGGUUAAUUAUGAUCCUGUCGAUAAAACGGUUCUUGCCAAUGAGCAGGUCGACCACAAUGGACGGUCGUGGCGAUCAGGGGCUCUAGUGCAGCAGAUCAAAUUACGCCAGUGGUUCUUCAAAAUAACCGAGUUCAAAGAAGAUCUACUACAAGAUCUGCAAUAUCUGUCCGACGGAGGAAAGUGGCCAGAGAGAGUCGUAACUCAGCAGCGGAAUUGGAUAGGCCGCUCCACAGGGGCACGCAUCCAGUUUGGCUUAAGAGACGAAUCUGGAAACUCUUCCCUGAUCCAUGUCUUCACCACCCGUCCGGAUACGCUGUUUGGAGUCAAAUAUAUUGCCCUCUCACUGACACACCCUCUCGUGGUACGGGCGGCCGCGAGGUUACCCGAGUUGCAGAAAUUUCUCGACAGACGAGCUUCUUUCCCGCCCGACUCCAAGGAAGGCUUCGAGCUGCCGUAUUCGGCCUUCAAUCCCCUUUCACAAGUCGGAGUUUCAGAUGCUGAGCCAUUGCCCGUUUAUGCCGCCCCAUAUGUGCUGGCAGACUACGGAGAAGGCGCAGUGAUGGGUGUCCCGGCUCACGACUCUCGCGAUCUCAGCUUCUGGAAACUCCACAGACCCUCAGAUCCUGUCACAAUCGCGAUAUCGCCAGAGCCUUUAGCUAACAGGGCCUCUCGUGUGCUUGCCACCGAUGUGGUCGAAGCGUACACAAAUGACGGGUGGCUGACUUCUUUAUGUGGUCCUUACACGGGUCUACCAAGCAGUAAGGCGAGAACCGAGAUUGUCUCUGGACUGGAGAAACACGGUCUUGCGGAAGCAGUCGAAACUUGGAGACUUCGUGACUGGCUUGUGAGCCGCCAAAGAUACUGGGGUACGCCAAUCCCCAUCAUACACUGCCCAGCCUGUGGACCUGUUCCUGUGCCCAAAGAAGACCUUCCCGUGGUAUUACCACGACUCGAUUCAUCCAUCAAAGGACAAUCCGGUAAUCCACUGGAUAGGAUCGCGGAAUGGGUCAAUUGCCAGUGCCCAUCCUGCAAAGGUCCGGCGAAGCGAGAAACGGACACGAUGGAUACAUUUGUCGACUCUUCCUGGUAUUUUAUGCGAUUUCCAGACGCGACGAACGAGCUUGAACCCUUCUCCCAGCAAUCCGCAGCCGAUAUGCUCCCUGUGGAUACCUACAUUGGAGGCGUCGAGCAUGCUAUUCUACAUUUACUCUAUGCACGUUUCAUCUACAAAUUCCUGUGCAGCGAACGUCUUAUUUCCAGCGACAAGGGCCAUGCCGAGCCGUUCCAACAAUUGAUAGCGCAGGGGAUGGUGCAUGGGAAGACAUUCUCUGACCCAGACAGUGGUCGGUUCUUGUUGCCCAGUGAGGUCGACUUGGACGGCGAGGCCGCAACCAUCAAAGCCUCUGGCAAGGCACCCAACGUCACUUGGGAGAAGAUGUCCAAGAGCAAGCAUAACGGUGUGGACCCAUCGGUCGCGAUUGAGAAGUUUGGAGCAGAUACUUUACGAGCCCAUAUUCUCUUCGCUGCACCAGUUAGUGAAGUGCUGCAAUGGGACGAGGAAAAGAUUGUUGGAAUACAGAGGUGGUUUGGCCGAGUAAACCGCAUCAUCUCCCAGCUGCCUUCCCAGGACCAAGACGUCUCAGAGAUCACGAUACCUGAGCUGAGAGAUCUUAGCACAAGUGAUGCUGAGGCGCUGCUCUUGACGCAAGGGACCUGCAAGAACAUCUCGCAGACAUUCUUGAGCGACAUCUACAGCCUGAAUACAGCCGUCUCGGACCUUAUCAAGCUAACAAACGGCCUCGAAGGAAUUGGCGUCAACAAUCUGACACCUUCUGUCGCCUAUGUCGCCGUGACCACGCUCCUAAAGAUGAUGGCGCCAAUCACUCCAGCAUUCGCCGAGGAAUGUUGGGAAAGAGUGGUGCCGGGCACAGAAAGCAAGAGCAUCUUCGAUGUGUCAUGGACAGGCGAUGUCGUAACGCCUGAACAAGAGGCUGCUCUACGGAGUCGCAAAACAACCAUCACCUGCGCCGUGCAGAUCAAUGGAAAACUACGGUUCACAGCAUCAGUACCGUCCCCUCGCGCAGACGGCAAGGCUGGAAUGGACCCGGCGGCACAAGAGGCGGAGAUCAUCCGUGCUGUCCUCGAGACAGAAGAAGGCCGAAUGUGGCUGACGGAGAAGAACAACUGGGAAAAGAAGAAAAGAGUAAUUGUCGUUGGAGGCGGCAGGGUGUUGAACGUUGUAUUCUGA